AGCCCGCCCCGAGGCCCCGCCUCGCAGCGGCUGUUGCUAUAGCAGCCCAGAAAGCGCCAUGGCUGCCGCCGGCCAGCAAGAAGGGUCUUUGACGCAGCCGGCGGCAGCCCCAGCCAAGUCACCGUCAGCUUUGUCACAGCCAGCAGCUCCCAUCCGAGGGAGGCCUAAGAAAUGUCUAGUUUAUCCGCACCCCCCGAAGAGCUCCUGCCUGUCCCGCUCCGUACUGCGCUGGCUCCAGGGCCUGGAUCUCAGCUUCUUCCCCAGGAACGUCAACAGGGAUUUUUCAAAUGGCUUCCUGAUUGCAGAAAUAUUCAGUAUAUAUUACCCACGGGAAGUUAUGAUAUCUUCCUUUGAAAAUGGUACCUCUUUAAAAGUCAAGUUGGAUAACUGGGCACAGCUGGAGAAGUUCCUGGCAAGAAAAAAAUUUAAAUUGCCUAAAGAAUUAAUUCAUGGAACAAUUCACUGUAAAGCUGGAGUGCCUGAAAUACUGAUACAAGAGGUUUACACUUUGCUAACACAUCGAGAAGUCAAAAGUAUCCAGGAUGACUUAGUGAACUUCACAGACUAUAGUUACCAGAUGCGUUUACCCCUGGUUGCCAGGUCUACAGCCUCAAAGUCUAUUAAAGAUAACAUUCGGUUAUCAGAAUUACUAAGCAAUCCCAACAUGCUCAGCAAUGAACUUAAAGUAGAGUUCCUCUUUCUUUUACACAUGUUGCAAAGAAGAUUAAACAGGAAACUGAAUCCGAAAUGGUUUGAUGUCAAAUCAACAGUGGGAGAAGUUACUCUCAACCAAAUUCCUGCCCAAGCCUCUGGGAGCAGCUAUAAUUCAAAGAUUUUGAGGAAAAGAGCUGUCCCUGUUUCAUCAAAUACAGAUAAUGGUGGCAGUUCACUUAGACACAUUCAUGUGAAACAAGCUGGAAAAUAUUCUGAUGACUCUAUCAUGAAACCCACCAUUAAUUUGGAAGAGAAACCAUGAAACGCACCUUCAAGGGCUUUGAAGAAGUGAUGCCACCAUCUCUUGCCAUACUAAAGGGAUAUGAUCUCUUAGUCUUGGAUGUAUUUCAAUAAUAAAUAAAGUAGUGUCUUACCCAUAAA
Carlito syrichta (Philippine tarsier) is the source of this 1095-nucleotide messenger RNA. RefSeq names its product spermatogenesis associated 4 (gene SPATA4). Gene Ontology annotation, cellular component: axoneme. NCBI's taxonomy places the organism in Eukaryota, Metazoa, Chordata, Mammalia, Primates, Tarsiidae. Gene Ontology annotation, biological process: regulation of cytoskeleton organization; negative regulation of execution phase of apoptosis. Gene Ontology annotation, molecular function: microtubule binding. The record is from RefSeq and is a predicted model, not a curated record. Bases 59 to 976 code for a protein of 305 amino acids. The transcript has 6 exons.